AGUGUAAGUUUAGCUCUCGUUACGAAACUUUCCAAAGACAACGAUGGAGUCCAACGAUGAAAAGAAAAAGUCCUGGAAAGAAAUGAGUUUUAAAGAGAAAUGUAAACAUAUAAGAAGAAAUAUCACAGUCGAACCUAUGCUGGCAUGUUAUAUCAUGCCAAGUGUAUUGGCUGGACUUGCUACACAAAACUUGAAUCUCGAGAAAGCUUGUCGUGUGAAUCUCGAAUACGGUGAAGUGAUUUGUGAUGCUUUAACUCAACGCAACACAGCUAAUUACACUGAAGAAGAACGAGAAGUUCAAACACUCGUAGCUGGUAUGCAAGGAUGGAAAACUGUGCUACAAAGUCUCAUGCCAUGUCUUUUGAUUCUUUUCUGGGGCAGUUGGAGUGAUCGUCACGGUAGAAGAAAACCUUGUAUGCUCAUUCCAAUUGUCGGUGAACUAAUGACAGCCAUUGGAUUAAUCUUUUGUACAUAUUUCGAAUCAUGGCCAAUGGAAGUUGCAGGCAUUACAGAAGCUUUAUUCCCUGGAUUGGCCGGUGGCUGGUUUACCAUGUUAAUGGGAGUAUUCAGUUACAUUGCCGAUAUAACGACAGAAGAAGAGAGAACACUUCGGAUAGGAAUCGUUAACCUCUGCUUUUCUCUAGGCGUUCCCAUUGGAAUGGCAUUCAGUGGUGUUUUAUUAAAACAAAUCGGAUUUUACGGAAUAUUCUCCAUUUCUGCGUCAUUUUAUAUUGUCGCGUUAAUUUAUGGAAUUUUCUACGUUGACGAACCGAAUUUAAAAAUUGAUGAGAAGCAGAAACUCAAAGCAGCUGAUAAAAGCUUACUUGCUGAUUUCUUUGACAAAGAACAUGUCGUUGAAACAUUCAGAGUUGCAUUCAAAAAAGGAGAGAAUCAAAGACGAUUGAGAGUGUCGAUGUUAUUGAUUGUUGUAAUGGUGGUUAUUGGACCCAUGCAUGGUGAAAUGUCUGUGAUAUAUUUAUUUACACGAUAUAAAUUCAAUUGGAGCGAAGUCGAAUUCAGUUUCUUCUCAACUUACGCAAUGUUAACGUCACUUGUUGGCACAUUAUUUUCUGUUGGCGUAUUUUCCCACCUUUUAAAAAUUGACGAUGCAAUAAUUGGAGUUUUAUCAUCGAUGUCAAAAAUUAUAUCAAGUUUUGUGUAUGCUUUUGCUGCAAACACCUGGCAAUUAUAUUUAGGUCCAAUUGCUGAAAUUUUAAAUGGAACUUCAUUUAUAGCAAUGCGUUCGAUUGCAUCAAAACUUGUUCAGAGUGAUGAGUUGGGAAAAGUUAAUUCACUUUUUGGCGUGGGCGAAGCUUUGAUGCCUUUGGUAUAUGCUCCAAUGUAUACUCAAGUUUAUAGAGCUACUAUUGACACAUUACCUGGUGCGUUCUUCCUUCUUGGCGGUGCUCUAACUGCACCAGCUGUUAUAAUCUUCUUAUGGAUGUAUAAAGUACAUAAAGGAGAUGAGAAACGAAAACAACUAAUGAACAGUGUAGAAAAUUUCAAUAGAGUUGAUGAUCCCGAAACACUGAACAAUAAAGACGAUGGAAGUGUCAUUGCAAAUCGUUUCGGGUCAACAAGAAGAAACAGUCAAAUAAAAUCGAGAAAUAGCGUCGGUAUUGUCAACACUGGAUUCAUUUCAGACGAAGAAAAAGUUAUUCAAGAAGCAGUUGAUAUUAUUGGCGAUCUUCCUGCAUUGCAUUUGGAACAUUGUAAACUGUGAUAUUUUUAUUUAAAAGCACAUUAAUAUUUAUAAAGCUUUUUAAAGCUUUUGACAUACAUAAAAAUAUGAUUCGUAAUAUUAGUAAUGUUAAGUUUUCUCCACUUUUGUUAUUAAACAAUAUUUAAAAAAAUACAAUAUUAAAUGUUUUGCACCUCGAUCAAGAAAUUUUACUUUUUUCUUUCUUCUUCUAGGUCGAUAAAAAUUAAAGUCAACGACAUGAAAUAAAAAAUUAUUUUAUUCUUCGUCUUCUUAUUGUUUCAUAUUAUCCAAUAUCCAAUCGAGAUAGUAACGCACAUUUGUGUAGAUUCCUUUGAAAUAUGAGAUCUUGUCGCUGACAUUCAAUUCCACCUGAUACAACACCAUAUAAAAUCAUCCUGGGUUUUCCGUUGACAAUCGCAAAACUCUGAAUGGGACCUCCCGAAUCACCUCGACAUGUGUCAGUUUUGUUAAAACCUCCCGCACAUAAAUAAGUGUCAUGAA
Molecule: messenger RNA, 2203 nt
Organism: Clunio marinus
Lineage: Eukaryota; Metazoa; Arthropoda; Insecta; Diptera; Chironomidae
Source: the annotation of a GenBank genome assembly